CUUCAUGUACUGACUCUAAUCACGAGAAGAAAAGUUGAAUUAUACAUUGAAAAUCCAAAACGUCAUGAGAUCRUCAUGAAUGCUCGCUCUAUCAAAAGAGUAUGUGUCAAUAAUGUAUAAACCAMARGUAACAAAAAGUAUUUAUUUGAAAUAACGCCAGAGAAAGMUAAAAACGCAGAAAAAUGGAUGAUUUAUGUAUGGGAACUUUGCGUGRCARCUGUCACUUGAAACCAUAGAUGCAAAUGUUAACAGUGAGUUUCAUAUGAGCACAGUCACAAAGCCAAAAGUGGAAAAGUGAUGUUUAACAGGAACCAUUCGCCACCCCUACUCGGCUGUCAAUUGUGAUAAAUCGGGAUAGUUUACAGAAUGAAUCAGAAUAAAUUCAUCAAAUAUUUGUCAACAUUGGAAAAGUGAUGUUUAACAGCAACGUGAAGAUGAUUUGAUAUUUCAUUGCAAGUUUUGUCGCGGAUUGGAUGACGUUUUAAAGCAAGCUGUUGUUAGUUUCAAGCCAUUAAGAAAAUCGCUUUGUACUCYAAUACAGAGAAAUCUCAUUUCAAGGGACAUAUCAUGACGAACUUUAUUUUCCGCAAUCACAUUCCGUUGGGAAUAGUCUUAUUUCUCAUGUCAUCGUGUCAUUUCUCUUCGUCUAUCGAAGUCAACAUCACUAUUUUCCGAAACUCCACGAUUCCUCCAUGGASAAAUUCACGUGACAGAUUCAAUAUUUCGUCAAGAGAGAAGUGCGAUAAUAACAGUGAUGUUUGUACAACGUUUGGCGGCACUAAAUUACAAGACAACUGUCAAUGYACUUGCAGUGAAGAUAAAAGUACUUUUGGAUUUUAUGAUGGAAAGUGGAAAUGUACAAAGAACUCGGUUGUGCGACAGCAUUCAGGCUGCUCGUACUACUUACAUAGUUUCUAUAGCGGCCAUUUACAGGACGCUCCAUUAUAUACCUUACCAGUUCUUGGUCCUGCUAGAGAUAUCAACUUUGUCAGAGGUAUUCCAAGAGGUAAAAGCUGCAAUUUCGUUAAGAACAAUGCCACGUUCUUGAAGUGCGAUGGAACCUGGGGCCAACUAAACGAGCAGAAUUUUAAAGACGUUUUAGUAUUGGCGUUAUCAGGGCAAUUUCUUUACGUUGGUCCGUUCAUCGACCCACCGCAACGAAAAAAUGUUUUAACUGGUAACCUCAUCAGAAUUCCUAUCGAAUGCAGUGGUAUCACCUGGUCUCCAUCUCAGUGUGUGGCUCUGAAACUGAAAGGAAAAAUAAAUUGUGUAUUAGUAAAUACAACCACUAACUACGAUAAAUCACCUCAAUCAACACUGACACCACCAGAAACUACAGUAAAUAGUAAGACUACAACCAUCUCUAAUAACUCUAAGCCAAAGAAAGGGUCAUCGUCUGACAAGUAUACUGGAAUCAUCGUUGGAUCCGUCAUUGCUGUGAUUGCAGUUAUACUCAUUGUCGUACUGGUCUUACUCUACAGAAAGCGACAACAGAAAUCUAGGCAAAGAAGCAACACAAAUCAAAAUUCCAGUGAUUCUACUCACGAGUACGAUUAUGCUGAUAUGGAUGGCGAUCUACAAGCUCGUUCCACUAAUAACGCUUCGAACGAAAUGCAACAGCGUUCAAUCCCAGACACAUUUGAGUAUGAUUAUCCUUCUUCUGUUCCAAUUUCCAGUCAGAACAGAGUACAAGGAACACGCCAGCGUGCAAUCCCAGACUCAGUGAAUACUAGUCAACCUAACAAAGACAACAUCACCUCAUCAGAUYACAAGCCAAACGAAUGCAGCAAAAACGAAGAACUUGUACAUGGGCCCACAUCUGAGCCUGCAUACCAACCUCUAGAAAUAAAGUCUCUUAAAGAUAGCAUGUACCAGCCAUUGGAUAGAUCAUCAGGAAUAGCUGCUGAUGACCAAUACGAAAACUG
Exaiptasia diaphana is the source of this 1925-nucleotide messenger RNA. RefSeq lists its product as uncharacterized. The record is from RefSeq and is a predicted model, not a curated record. NCBI's taxonomy places the organism in Eukaryota, Metazoa, Cnidaria, Anthozoa, Actiniaria, Aiptasiidae.